This is a messenger RNA of Boleophthalmus pectinirostris (great blue-spotted mudskipper), 1822 nucleotides long. RefSeq names its product EF-hand domain (C-terminal) containing 1. Gene Ontology annotation, biological process: mitotic cytokinesis; cilium-dependent cell motility; mitotic spindle organization. Bases 74 to 1759 code for a protein of 561 amino acids. The transcript has 10 exons. The record is from RefSeq and is a predicted model, not a curated record. Lineage: Eukaryota; Metazoa; Chordata; Actinopteri; Gobiiformes; Gobiidae. Gene Ontology annotation, cellular component: mitotic spindle; axoneme. Gene Ontology annotation, molecular function: alpha-tubulin binding.
UUUCACAAAUUGAAAUAAAUUAUUAGUUUUUCUAAUUUCUUUAGUUUGACGCCACAUAUCUGAAAAAGUAGAAAUGUCGUGGAACUGGAAUAGCCAUGGUUUGCCUUUUCUGCCUGGAUACAGCUUUCAGGAUGUAACGAAGACAGCUUUCCACCGGCCACAGACACUGGGAUAUAAGAAUGGCUAUGCUCUGCCCUGCCGGCCCACCAUAGGCAUUGGUCAGAGCCCCCUCCUGUCUGCUCAGCUCAUACUACAGGAGCUCAACCAGCUGCCCCUACAAGAACAUGAGGCCUCCUAUGAUGCCUAUGACAUCAGCCAGUGCGAGGACUUUAUCCCUGCCCAUGUGGCACUGGACAAGAAGGUGCUGCGUUUCUAUGCAUACUUCACAGAGGACAUCUUGUACUCCCCAGAGGAGCACUACCGGGUUCGCUCUGUGGUCAUUUACUACUUCCUGGAGGAUGACACCAUGUGCAUCAUCGAGCCGGCCGUGGAGAAUUCAGGGAUACCACAGGGCAAACGCAUCAAGCGCCAGCGCCUGCCCAAGAAUGAGUUUGGAGAGUAUUACACCUGGACUGAUCUGAAUGUAGCUACGGACAUGGAAGUGUACGGAGUCAAGUACCACAUCGUGGACUGUGACGCUUUUACUAAGGAGUUCCUGGCCAGUGAAGGCAUCAUUCUAAAUGUGCCGGAGCCCAUGCCCUCAGACCCAUAUAUCACAGACCGCACCAAACCCGUGCCCAGCUUCACCACUCCCUCCGAAUAUGACCGGGUCAACCAGUUCCUCACCAUGGACCGCAAGGUGCUGCGUUUCUCUGGGCUGUGGGACGACUCUGAGUCUCUGUUUGGAGACACGCGCCCGGUCACCAUUCACUACUACCUGGUGGAUGACACUGUGGAGGUCAGAGAGGUGCAUGAGCCCAACAGCGGACGAGACCCUUUUCCCAUCCUCAUGAGAAGACAGCGGUUGCCCAAGAAGAGCAAAGCACACAUAAGUAACUUCCCCACCUGUGUCCUGGAGGUGUCCAAAGAUGAGGUAGAAGAAUACUACUCUCCACAGGACUUCCAGCUGGGUCAGAAAAUAAGCAUGCUGGGGAGACACUUCCUCUUGUGUGACUGUGAUGACUUCACAAAACAGUACUAUCAGAGGCACUACCCUGACAUGGAGCUUAGGCCAGUGGAACCGACCCGCCAGGAACCACAGCCAGCAGACAAGAAGAAGCUGCAGGUGCCACCAUACAACGGCUUUGGAACCCUGGAGGACUCUUUGCAGAACUGCCUGAGCCUGGUCCCAACGCCUCCCAAAAAGAACGUGAUUAAACAACUGGAGAAUGACAACAAAAUACUGCGCUACCGAGCCAAACUGGAAUCCCAGAUUGAAGCAGAUGAAGACCGCACAUUUGUCCUGUCCUACUACCUGGCCAACGACAUGAUCAGCAUCUAUGAAAAGUCCUCCCGAAACAGUGGGAUCAUCGGAGGGAAGUUCCUGGAAAAGACGCGCAUCCCCAAACCUGACUCAUCCACCGAGAGCCCACAAUUCUACUCGCCGACAGACUUCGCUAUUGGCGCCACAGUGGAGGUGUUCGGCCAUCGUUUUGUGCUGACCGAUGCUGACCGCUACGUGUUAACCUAUCUGGAGUCCAUCCAGAGUCAGGUCCCUACAGAGACCUUGGACUCUUUAAGGAGGUGGUUUGGACUCGGCACAGACACCACAGAGAAACACGGUGAAGAUGCUGUGGUUGAACCCUCAUCUCUGAAUUAAUCUCUGUUAAAAUGUCUGUGGAGAAAAUGAGACUUGACUGAUGCUAAUAUCAGUAAAUCUUUU